Messenger RNA from Neltuma alba, 1915 nucleotides. RefSeq lists its product as uncharacterized. The transcript is spliced from 11 exons. NCBI's taxonomy places the organism in Eukaryota, Viridiplantae, Streptophyta, Magnoliopsida, Fabales, Fabaceae. Gene Ontology annotation, biological process: lipid metabolic process. Bases 182 to 1567 code for a protein of 461 amino acids. The record is from RefSeq and is a predicted model, not a curated record.
UAUGGCGGAUUUUGAGUGCAGUGAGGAGGGAUGCAGGGGAUAAACUAAAUUAUGGUGCUUACGUAAUCUUGUGCCUUAGCCGGCAGAAAUUAGGAUUUGGGUCAUUCUCUCUCUCUCUCUCUCUCUCUCUCUCUCUCUCUGUGUCUGCCUGUGGCGCUACGGAAUUGUUUUGUGUAUAUAUAUGGCAACGGCCCCGUUGAUUCACGCGCGGUGCGGUUAUGCUUCUCGAAUUGUUAGUCGGAAAAAUGUAUCUCAGCAAGGACCUAUAGGAUCUUCUUCGAAUGGAUUAUCGUCGUCCUUGUCGUGUUCUUCUUCUUCUUCCUCCCCUUCCAACUCCGAUUUGAGUUUCCCUUCUGGCACAAACAGUGGACAGAGACGCCAGGGCCUUCGAGUACAAAGUAUGAGUACCACUACUCAGGGAAAGUCUCUAGACAGAAGCAUUGGGAAUUCGAAGAAUGACCCAGAUCAUCUUCUUGUUCUUGUUCAUGGUAUCUUGGCCAGUCCAAGUGAUUGGAUUUAUGCAGAAGCAGAGUUGAAAAGGCGUCUUGGAAAAAACUUUUUAAUUUAUGUAAGUUCAUCAAACACUUACACCAAGACAUUAACUGGGAUAGAUGGAGCUGGCAAGAGAUUGGCUGAUGAAGUCAUGCAGGUUGUAGGAAAGACUAAGAGUUUGAGAAGAAUUUCCUUUCUGGCCCACUCUCUAGGUGGCCUGUUUGCUAGAUAUGCAAUUGCUGUCCUUUAUUCACCCCCUGCCAAUAACUGUGACCAACCUGAUGAUCUAGAUAACUGCAUGAUCGAGAGUUCGCAGAGAAAAAGCUUUUCCAGGGGAGGGUCGAUUGCUGGAUUAGAGCCAAUCAAUUUCAUAACCUUGGCAACUCCGCACCUUGGUGUCAGGGGAAAAAAGCAGCUUCCAUUUCUUUUGGGUGUCCCAAUCCUAGAAAAGCUUGCUGCUCCAAUAGCUCCAAUUUUUGUUGGACGGACUGGCAGUCAGCUGUUCCUUACUGAUGGUAAACCAAAUAGACCACCACUUCUUUUAAGGAUGGCUUCUGAUUGUGAAGAUGGAAAAUUCAUUUCUCUGUUUUGUAGAUCUGCUCUUGGAUCAUUUAGAUGCCGUAUUGUUUAUGCUAAUGUAUCUUAUGAUCAUAUGGUGGGGUGGCGCACAUCUUCUAUAAGGAGGGAAACCGAACUUGGUAAGCCUCCUCGCCGAUCUUUGGUUGGAUACAAGCAUGUUGUUGAUGUGGAAUACUGCCCUCCAGUACCUUCUGACGGCCCUCAAUUUCCUCUGGAGGCGGUAAAAGCAAAGGAGGCGGUGCAAAAUGCACCUAGUACGCAGAAUACUGUGGAAUAUCAUGAAAUUAUGGAAGAGGAAAUGAUACGUGGAUUACAGAAGUUGGGAUGGAAAAAAGUUGAUGUCAGCUUUCACUCAGCAUUUUGGCCUUUCUUUGCUCAUAACAACAUUCAUGUAAAAAAUGAAUGGCUUCACAAUGCAGGAGCAGGAGUGAUUGCUCAUGUUGCUGACAGCUUAACUCACCAGGAAACAUCGUCAAUUUUGGCUGCUAGCUUGUAACUAGUAUCUGUAAAUACAAUAUGCUUCAGACAUAACUAAUUGCAUUAUAGAGUAUGGAAACAAUAUGUCUGCUAUCUUGUGAUUAAUUGCAUUAUGAUGUUAGGAAGUAAUCAUUCUUUUAUAAUGGUCAUUGAUAAAAUUUUGCUCAUUUUUAUGAUACUGAAUUUAUUUGGCAUAUAUGCUUUGCUCAAGCCUAUAGUAGGAAUGAGUUUAUUGUAAUGAAGCCAUAUCUGACAUCAACUGUAUCAUCUUUGUUUAUGUACAAGAAUCCUUCGUGUACAUAUAUAAUAGGGAUGUUAAACAUGUUUCCAUUGGUCAUGGUUUAUGAUAUGAGCCAAACUGUUAAUA